AUGAAAAAAGUUACUUAGACUACAGCAUCCACCUUCCAACCAAAACGUAGUCUUGCCAAGGCAAAAAGUCAAAAUUAAUUUGAAGAAACAGAUCCUGCUUAAAGAGACAGGAAAAUAAUCAGGAUGAGAAAUGUUGUUGAUUUGGGAGAUGCUUAGGAGGAUAACAAAAAAAAUUAAAGAAAGAAUGAGGAUCAAAUCGACCCUUUACUUGAGCAACUCGAUCAAUGGCAUGAAAAUAUAAUGUCGAAGAAAAAGACUUAUGCAUUUGAAUAGGUCAAGCAAAACGACAACCAUAACAAGUUGAUUGAAAAUGAAUUCACAUUAGAACAUGGACCUCAGAUUAAUUCAAACAUCAUCAAUCAGAUCAUGAAACCAAUUGAAAUACCCAACUUCAAAACUGAAGAGAACAAUGAAGACGUAUAAGUCUAAUUCCAAAUGCUUAGAGCCAACAAAGAAUCUGGAAAUGUGCUUAAAACACUCGAUCAAGUAAGAAUUGAAAUGAACAAAUAAAUCUUAAAUACACUUCUGCUUCAGAAAGUUACCAAAAGGCUUGAUGAAAUGCAUAUCAAUAGAAAACAUAAGACUAAUUGGAAUAUACAACGCAUGGAUGAAGAAAUAACCCAAGUAUUUCGAGAUUAGACACACACCUUGAAACAAAGAACUUUGAACAAUUUCAAAGGUUUAACCGAAUACUUUAGUAAUCCUGCAUAAUACAUUGAUUAUGACAUGGUUUUAUCAAAAGCUAAAUACCAUUCUAAUAGACCACCAACAUCAUUCCCUACAACUUAAAUUCCACAAUAACAACAAAACUCUACUUCUGCAAAAUCCUUGAUGGAGAGCUAUCAACUUUUUCAAACAUAAAUCAAAGAACAUAAAAAUGUGCUGUUUUAAAUGAGAAUUGAAAACAACACCUUAGUUUAGUAAAUGAAUCAUUUUGAGGAAGAAGUUCAAGAUAUAAGACGAAAGUUUUUUGCCAAAGAAGAGAAAGCAAGGCAAGGAUGGAUUCCUGAAUAGUAAAUUGAUGGGUUACCCAACAAAAAAAGGAAUCUCAUGGAUAUCAUUGAAAAAAUCAGAAAUUAAAGGGAUUAGGAGGUGAAGACAAGGACAAAGGAAAUAAUGUCCUUAAGAAAACAAAUGUAAUAGAAUAAUGAGAAAUAAUAAUAAAUACAAAAGGAACUCGAUGAGAUGAGAUAAAAGAAGAGAAGAUGCAAAAUGCUACUCAAAGAUAUCUUUCUUAAGCAAUUCUAAGAUUCAAACAACUCUCUUGUUCCAGAAGGCCUCGUUAGUAUUAUCAAGAACAUGAGAAAGAUCAAUGAAAGUGCUAAGCCAGAAUAUUUCCCUAAAUUUCUAGAUGAAAUUUCUAAGAAUUACUUGUUGUUAGCAGCUUAACUAGAAAUCGAUAUUGAAGAGACUAGAAUACUGUCUCAAAAAUACAAUCAUUAACAAUUAUUGUAGCGUGCCACUAGUGCGAGAUAGCAUAUUUCUACUCAAAGAUAAUAGAUGAAUGUUUCUGAAAUUAAAAAUUAAGUGAAAAUAAUGCUAAAGAAAAGUAAGGUGUCAAUCAAGAAACCAGUGUUUGUUCAAGGCAUCGAUCCAAUUAAUCCAACUUAGUUUGCUCAUGUGAUUAAAUGGGAACAUCAAGAUUUGGAACAUUAAUAAAUAACUGAACCUAUUGAAAGCAAUUUUAAAAAUUAAAACGUCUCUUCUGAGCGAAAUCACAUUAUGAAAGACUACAAUUAGAAGCUAGUUUAAUUAUAAUAGUAGUUAGAAUUGAUUACGAAUGAAGAAUGCCAACGUAUUUUAAAAUCAUAUUCCAAUAAAAAGUUAUUAUCUGAUAUUCAAGAACUGAAAAUGGUUAUGUAUGCACUCUUUGGUUAAACAUUGGGAGAUUAAUAGUGGAUCCAAUUUGUUGUCGAUUGGACUGAAUAGAAGCAAUUAAAUCCCUUAUUUGUUUUAAAACAAGAAGAACAAACGAAAUAAAGUGAUACACGUAAAGAUCAACAUUCAAUUCCAGACAAGAUGAAAGCUAAAGUAUCAUAAACACUAAAAAAAUUAACAGAAGUUACUAAUGUUGAUUAUAACUUUGAAUUAAUCUAUUGA
Molecule: messenger RNA, 2100 nt
Organism: Paramecium tetraurelia
Lineage: Eukaryota; Ciliophora; Oligohymenophorea; Peniculida; Parameciidae
Exons: 3
Source: RefSeq, a predicted model, not a curated record